This is a messenger RNA of Sorex fumeus (smoky shrew), 1967 nucleotides long. It is a transcript of the gene RTCB, whose product is annotated as RNA 2',3'-cyclic phosphate and 5'-OH ligase. NCBI's taxonomy places the organism in Eukaryota, Metazoa, Chordata, Mammalia, Eulipotyphla, Soricidae. Gene Ontology annotation, molecular function: RNA ligase (ATP) activity. Gene Ontology annotation, cellular component: nucleus; tRNA-splicing ligase complex. Gene Ontology annotation, biological process: tRNA splicing, via endonucleolytic cleavage and ligation. Bases 105 to 1622 code for a protein of 505 amino acids. The record is from RefSeq and is a predicted model, not a curated record. The transcript has 12 exons.
GCGGUAGCGGCUGAGAUAGCGGCUGCAUCUCCUCCUUCUCCUCCUCCUCCUCCUCCUCAUCUUCCUAACGGACCCCGGGCCUGGUCGCCCCCGUCGUGGCCACCAUGAGUCGCAACUACAACGAUGAGCUGCAGUUCCUGGAAAAGAUCAACAAGAACUGCUGGAGAAUCAAAAAGGGCUUCGUGCCCAACAUGCAGGUUGAAGGUGUCUUCUAUGUGAAUGAUUCUCUGGAAAAAUUAAUGUUUGAGGAAUUACGGAAUGCCUGCCGAGGUGGUGGGGUUGGAGGUUUCCUGCCUGCUAUGAAGCAGAUUGGCAACGUGGCAGCCCUGCCUGGGAUUGUUCAUAGAUCUAUCGGCCUUCCUGAUGUCCAUUCAGGAUACGGGUUUGCUAUUGGCAACAUGGCGGCCUUUGACAUGAGCGACCCUGAAGCAGUGGUGUCCCCAGGUGGUGUUGGCUUCGAUAUCAACUGCGGGGUGCGCCUGCUGAGAACCAACUUGGACGAGAGCGACGUGCAGCCCGUCAAGGAGCAGCUGGCCCAGGCCAUGUUUGACCACAUUCCUGUCGGCGUCGGAUCCAAAGGCGUCAUCCCGAUGAAUGCCAAAGACCUGGAGGAGGCCUUGGAGAUGGGCGUGGACUGGUCCCUUCGGGAAGGCUAUGCCUGGGCAGAGGACAAGGAGCACUGUGAGGAGUACGGGAGGAUGCUGCAGGCCGACCCCAACAAGGUCUCUGCCAGGGCCAAGAAAAGAGGCCUGCCUCAGUUAGGGACCCUGGGAGCCGGCAACCACUAUGCAGAAAUCCAGGUUGUGGAUGAAAUUUUCAAUGAAUACGCCGCCAAGAAGAUGGGCAUUGACCAUAAGGGACAGGUGUGUGUGAUGAUCCACAGCGGAAGCAGAGGCCUGGGCCACCAGGUCGCCACAGAUGCUCUGGUGGCUAUGGAAAAGGCCAUGAAGAGAGACAAGAUCGUGGUCAAUGACCGUCAGCUGGCCUGUGCGCGCAUCGCCUCCCCGGAGGGGCAGGAUUACCUGAAGGGAAUGGCAGCGGCGGGAAACUACGCCUGGGUCAACCGCUCCUCCAUGACCUUCCUCACCCGCCAGGCCUUUGCCAAGGUCUUCAACACGACCCCCGAUGACCUGGACCUUCACGUGAUCUAUGACGUCUCCCACAAUAUUGCCAAGGUGGAGCAGCACGUGGUGGACGGGAAGGAGCGGACGCUACUGGUGCACAGGAAGGGGUCGACCCGUGCCUUCCCCCCUCACCACCCGCUCAUCGCCGUCGAUUACCAACUCACAGGACAGCCAGUGCUCAUUGGUGGCACCAUGGGGACCUGUAGUUAUGUCCUUACUGGCACCGAACAAGGCAUGACUGAGACCUUUGGAACAACCUGCCAUGGAGCGGGUCGUGCGUUAUCCCGAGCAAAAUCUCGACGUAAUUUAGAUUUCCAGGAUGUCCUAGACAAAUUGGCAGACAUGGGAAUUGCCAUCCGUGUUGCCUCCCCCAAGCUGGUCAUGGAAGAGGCUCCAGAGUCCUAUAAGAACGUGACUGACGUGGUGAACACCUGCCACGAUGCCGGCAUCAGCAAGAAGGCCAUUAAGCUCAGACCGAUCGCUGUGAUCAAAGGGUAAAGGAGCUCCUGGCCAGGCCGCCAGACACCGCCAGCCCUCGCUGACAUGGACACAGAUUCACUCGCUCUCGGAAGUGCCUCGCCAUCUGGCGGGCUCCACAGCACCCUGACGGCUGCUGGCGCCACUUCGGACUCGCUGUUUUCCAGAGCCACAGCUGGGAAGCUCGGCUCCUUUCCCUAAGGGUCCCCGGUUUUUAGGAAAAUCCUUGGGGUGGGGACAGAUCAAAACAUUGCCUUACUGUUUUCUCUAAGUCUUUCACCCUCAGAAUGAACUUCUUCUCACCGAGCUCUUGAUUUCCAGCGAGGUGUCAUGAAGAACAUUCUAUUAAAGGAGGUUUGGAAUGUU